Fusarium subglutinans is the source of this 324-nucleotide messenger RNA. RefSeq lists its product as uncharacterized. The transcript has a single exon. The record is from RefSeq and is a predicted model, not a curated record. The coding region runs from base 1 to 324 and encodes 107 amino acids. Lineage: Eukaryota; Fungi; Ascomycota; Sordariomycetes; Hypocreales; Nectriaceae.
AUGACAUCCAGAAACCUCAACAAGACCUGGCGCGACAUCGUCUUUGAACAGUACGAAGCCGAUCACGCAGCUGAUGCCCCCUUUCCAAUCCACUACUUGAUCUACGGCGACCAGUGGAAAAUAGAUAUCAUCAUUGAUAUCCCCAACAAGAUAGACGUGCCCGUCUUCCGCCAAGCUCUCCUCCACGCCGCCAGUUCUAGACGUCUUGAAAAGGACCCGGCGUACAAAGACGACCUGAUCAGUGUCCGAGCACGUAUUCCGCCAAGCAAGAAUGGUGAUGCUCACUCGCAAGAUGACGCUGCUGCUGAUGGCAACAGCGGCUAA